GUUCCGUGCACACUUCUAUCUCAGCUUUACAUCGUGAGACGGUUCCCUGUUUGUUGAUUUGAAAACACAGCUAUAUCGAUCUUUAACACCUCGACUACAGCAGUACCUAUUACCCCGCAAAGUCACAUAAUGAACUCCAACUAUACCGCAGCCCUUCAGCCUAAGAAGGCUCUCUCAGAAAUGACCCCUGAUGAACAGGCUCAGGCUGGUGCCGAAGCACUCAUGGGGUUUAUGGCCUCUUGUCCGGGUAAAACCGUGAUGUCUGGUGUUACUGGGUUCGCCCUUGGUGGGUUCUUCGGGUUGUUCAUGGCCUCCAUGGCGUAUGACGUGCCGGUUGGUGGCGGUGUCUCCAAGGUUUCUGACUUGCCGUUCAAGACUCAGAUGAAGUUGCAGUUUAGUGAUAUGGGGAGAAGAUCCUACACCAGUGCCAAGAAUUUCGGUUAUAUUGGUAUGAUCUACUCCGGUGUGGAGUGUGCCAUCGAGAGUUUCAGAGCCAAAAACGAUAUAUACAAUGGUGUUUCCGCCGGCUGCAUCACCGGUGGUGGUUUAGCAGUUAAAGCUGGCCCUCAAGCUGCUGCUAUUGGUUGUGCUGGGUUUGCUGCUUUUUCUGUCGCCAUUGAUUUGUAUUUGAGACUGGACGCCGCCAGACCGCCUGCCAACGAUUACGAUGAUUAAGAGAUGAAACACGAGCAGAAAUGCCCUUUGUAUAUAUGUAUAUUUUAUCCCAUAAUUGUAACCUAUACCGGUAAGCCUCCUAACUUGAACUAAAGUCUAUGACGUACUUUUGCAUCUGUCUUAGUGGUAAUAAGCAUCUGUCUCCCAUAGUAAUAGAUCUACAUGUC
Babjeviella inositovora NRRL Y-12698 is the source of this 842-nucleotide messenger RNA. RefSeq names its product translocation channel protein (gene TIM22). The transcript has a single exon. Gene Ontology annotation, molecular function: transmembrane protein transporter activity. Lineage: Eukaryota; Fungi; Ascomycota; Pichiomycetes; Serinales. The coding region runs from base 130 to 675 and encodes 181 amino acids. Gene Ontology annotation, biological process: protein insertion into mitochondrial inner membrane. The record is from RefSeq and is a predicted model, not a curated record. Gene Ontology annotation, cellular component: TIM22 mitochondrial import inner membrane insertion complex.